Messenger RNA from Rhinichthys klamathensis goyatoka, 1835 nucleotides. RefSeq lists its product as uncharacterized. The coding region runs from base 311 to 1012 and encodes 233 amino acids. Gene Ontology annotation, cellular component: membrane. Gene Ontology annotation, biological process: adaptive immune response. Gene Ontology annotation, molecular function: signaling receptor activity. The record is from RefSeq and is a predicted model, not a curated record. Lineage: Eukaryota; Metazoa; Chordata; Actinopteri; Cypriniformes; Leuciscidae. The transcript is spliced from 4 exons.
ACAUUUCUGUGGAGAGCUAUACUUUACAAGUUUACAGCAUUUCACCAGUAUUCAGCCAAAAUAAAUGCUUAUACAAUAUGUCAUCAAUAAUGACUUGUUUAGGUUUAGGCAAUUUGAGAAUAUUUAUUAUUAUAAUAUAAUAUAUAUUUUCUCAGGAUCUAGGAUGACAUUGGCUACUAUAUUUACUAUGCAGAACCCCUUUCUCCUCAGCUUCCUUUACAAAAAAAAAAAAAGUCUCUGAUGAGCUAUGCGUGACCACUUCUACAUGAUGUUGAACAGAGACUAGUCAUUGUCACAAAGAGCUGCGAAGAUGCUGUACGUCGUGAGAUACAGUUUUCUUUUGAUCAGUAUUUGUAUAAGAGUGUCAUGGGCAGCCGCAGUGGUGCAAGAUAUGAAUAUUUUAAUCAAAUCUUCUGGGCAUGAUGUCAACAUCGAGUGUGCUACUGAUAAACGACCUCAAGAUGGAGUGUACAUGUACAAACAAGAAGGAGCAAGUAAACCGCAGGAGCUCUUCUACUUUUACAAAGUAGACAUUCUGGCCUUAAAAAAGGCAAACAAAUCCAAAGUCAGUGUCAUUGGAGCACUUCCCAACCUUACUAUCACCCUCUUAAAUGUAACUGCCGAAGACAUUGGGCUUUACUGGUGUGAAUUUAAUUUGGAAGAAAAAAAUACUGUUGGCAAGUUCACUUGGUUAUGGAUAGAAAAAGAAAAGGAAAAAGAAAAAGAAAAGGAAAAAGAAAAAGAAAAAGAAAAGGAAAAAGACUGCCCAGAAGAUGUUUUUCCUUGUGUGAAUAUCUUCCUCAUUUUGUUUGCUGUCAUCCUACUGUGCAUCAUUGGUAUCUGCUGUUUGAUUCUUAAGAUGAAGGGCUGUUGGGGGAACAAGAAAUACACACCAACACAUCCACCCUCAGAGUCAGUUUAUGAAGAGAUGAAACGGAGCAAUUUAAACGCCCAGCCCUGUUCACGGACAUUCAUCAACCCGGACUAUCAAUCUUCCAAGCAACUUCAAUAAAUACUUAUGAUUGAUAAGGCUUUAUGUUGUUUUACUGUCUAUUUGCAUUGGCAAAGCUUUCAAAUGAAAUAUGUCUUAAUAUUUGAAUUCUUAUGUACCUUGUGUAUAAUCAUUGUUUCUGCAGCCUUCUUUCAGUUUAGAAAGUGAGCCAUCAUUCUUUUCAUUUAGUGUGAAUAUCAAGUGAUUAAAUUUAAAAUGCUGUAGAUCAGGGAGAAUUAAAAAUAGUUCAAGUGUUAAGAAUUUUAAAAAAAGAUGCAGCAGUUGAAGAGAGAAAUAUCAAAGACAUCACUUGUGGUUAAGUUUGCAAAUGCAUGUGCAAAGGAACCUAAAGAAUUUUGUGAAGUGCCUGUUAGUUUCAGUAUAAUAAUAUAGGCCAGUGGUGAAAUGACUGAUGGCAUUAAAGUAACAAAUCACAUUUCACUCAUAUUUCGUUCAUAAUAAUGCUAAUCAGAAAAGCCAUUUUAUCUCAUGGCAAACUUGAAGCUAAACACUGCACUGCACCUGUUUGCGUUUGUAUUUUACUGAUGUUCUGAUGUUCAUUUUUCUACUUGGGUUUCGACCUCAUUAACCUUCUUUGCAGUUGUGGUCAUGUUUUCUUCCUCUCUAUAACCUUUCAAAAUGCAUCAAAUGCAUGUUUCUUGUGUUCACUAACAGUGUUAGUAGAGUUUUAAAUAUGCUUUUAUUGUAAAAGUGCUAAAGUAUGUAAGUGUGUUGUUUUACUCAUCAUCCAGCAUGGUUGCAUUUGAAUGUAUUGUAUUUUAUUUAGUAUCUCUUGUCUCUGAAUAUGUUGUAACCCUUAACAUUGUAAAAAAAAACAACAACA